CAGAAUGGGACAGUUGUUAAGACAUCUGGUGCCAAUGCCCAAGGUGGAGUCCAGCAGGGGCAAAAAACAACCAUAAUUCAGCCAGCCCAAGCUCACAGUGGCCAACAGUUUAUUGUUACUAGUAAGAGUAAUUUAUAAGUAGGAGUGCAUUUAACAUUUCUUUUUUUAUUUUUUGGGUACAUACAAAUAACAGUAUGCUUGAAUAUAAAUUAAACAAAAGUAUGAAAAGAUUGAAAAUGCUACUACAUAGUAAAUAAACAAAACUGUUCAUGGUAAAUUGAUGACCCUAAUGAAAUUAUAAUUUGAAAUAAAAAUUAACUAAACAUAAUGGAAUUAAAAAGUGCUCUAUUUGGGGUCCAUUAUUAUAGCUAAAAGUUAAAUUAUUAAUUGCAUGCUUUAAUAUUAGACACUUAAUAAAUUAUCCUGACCACAUGUUAUUAAUUUUUUUAAAGGUUUUAACCAGAGUAAACAGAAGUUUAUUUUUAAUUGUUAUAUUCAGUUUUGUCUAAUUAAAAACAAGUCAUAAGUUAUAUAAAGGGUUUGUGUCUUAAAAUUAAUUACUACAAUUUUAAAGUCAUUAUUUAUUCAAUCAUCUCUAUUGUGUAUACCAUAUGAUUUUUAAGAAAAUUGUAAAUUCAUUUCAGCAUCAGCAGUUGACCACCAACUUGGAGAACAAGGAGGACAGGAGACAAUAACGAUCCAGCAAGGGGGACAGACAGUGUAUCCAACUCACCUACAGUACGUAGAGGGUUCAGACCCUGGCAUCUACGCUAAUGGCCAAAUGUACGGACCACAGUAGGAUUAGAUUGAAGAGAUAAGCAUUUUCACAUUUUGUGUGUGAUAAAUCCUAUCUCUUAGAUCCACUUGGCGUUGCUCUUUUUUUUAAAAAUUCUUGACGUGUGACUUUUCUCUUUUGUUAACUAAAACUUCUAUUUUCCAUAAUUUUUAAAGUAACAAGAUUGUUUUGUAUGUUUUUAUUAAAAAAGAAAAUAAUAAUAAUUACUCUGAGAUUUAAACAUAAAAAAUAAUAAUUAUUUUUUUUUCACACUUGAAAUGGCUAAAUAUUUCUGUGAGCCUGUAUGUGGUUUAUUGGAAAUAUUUACUGAUUAACUUUUCUUAAAUCAUAUAUUCAUGAAAGCACUGUUUAAAAGUAACUUUUUUAAUCAACAUGAGCUUAAUUAUCUGCUAAAUUUUUAUUUAUUCUUAUUGGACUUUCUCAAAAUUUCCUCAUGAGAAAUAAUAUUAAAAAAAUGCAUUUCAAAAUGCCACUUCAAAAAAUAAAAUGAAAGUUAAUCUCAAACCAAUGUAGAUCUUGCUAUGUUAAUAGAAGUAUUAAAUAUUUUUGACAACACACAUUUUAAAAUAAUAUGAAAUAAAAGCUACGUUAUUGAUUGCUGAAAAAUUUAAAUAUAGUUGAUCAUGAAUAAAUCACUGAGUCCACAGAAAAUAGCACUUAAGUGUGUUUUUUUAUUAUUUAUCAUUCAAGUAAAACUGCUAAAAAUAUAUAUAUAUAUAUAUAUUUUUUUAAAUUAAGGAAAAAUUAAAAUACAUGUUUUGUAUUUUUGGUUAGAAUCACUGUAUUUUAUUUUUCUCUGCCAUUGCAAAUAAUCAUUUUCUUUAUUUGUAUGGGCAAAGCCAUGUUGGAUGUUGUAUUUCUAUGAAGUAAAGUGGUCCAAGUCAAAAUAUAAUGAUAAAAUUUGUCUCUCCACCCUUUAAGUGAAAUAUAAAUCACCGUUUGUAGUAGAGAGCAUUAUACAACUUAUAAGACUAAUCUUGUAAUAAUCUGAUUAUGGGACAAGGACAUGCUAGUUAUAGUUGAUAAAUACUAUUAUAAUUUUGCUAAUGCAUUGAUAACUUUAAAAUGUAAGCAAAGACACUAUGAACAUUUUUUUAGAAUAAAAAUUAAAUUUAAGGAUGUAAGAUAUUAAAUUUAUGAUAUUCCAAAAAAAAAAAAAUGCUUCCUUUUUUUAUUGAAGGUAUUUAAAAAAUAUUCUACAUAAUUCAAUCACACAUUUAUAACCACAUGCAUAAUACAAAUGUUUAUCAUUUAUCCUUAAAAACCCUAAAAUUUGCUUUGUAAAAGAAGUAGUACUAUCUUAAAAGUAUUUUUGUAACUGCUUUACAGUUCAGACCAUUAACCAACUUGAAAUUUCUUGCAGUAUAUCAGGAAUUUUGCAUAAUAUUUAUACUUCAAUAAUUGCGCACCAUAUUUUUUUAUAGGCCUAAAGAACUGGUGCUGAAGGCUAGGUACUUUCUUUUUCCUCUCCCCUUUACCCUAAAACAAUGUAAUGCCAGAUGUAACAUUAGAUUUUUAGUUAGUGAAUUAAUUGUGGUUGUCAGUAUUUUUUAAAAAAGCUGCCAUAUUUUUUUAUAUUUUUUUGUCGUUGACAUAUUUUUUAAAAAGAUGCCUGAAUUUUUAAAACUAAUUUUGAAAAGCUAUAAAGUUUAGUGUUAAAAUUAAGUUUUAGUGUUAAUCUCACAGAAUAGCUUUAUUACUAAUUUCACAAAGCUAUUUUCCUCCUUAGAUUUUAACUGCAUGCUUUUCUAUAAUAUUGAUUUAAUGUCUUUUAAUAGCAAUCAAAGCACAUUAGUUAAUAAUGACCUAUGAAAAAAGAAUUGAAUGUCUUUUAAUUACCUGGUUAUUUCAGGUACAUAUUUCAAUGAUCAUUUUGUAAACAACUCACAAUUGUUAGCAAAAUGCUUAAAUGCUAUUAUUAUUAUUUUUUAACAUAUGUUGUUUAAUUUUAACUGCAUCCCAUUGUAACUAUAUACAUUUAAUUUUAAAACAAUAGAAAACAGCUUUAAAAGUAUAAUACAUAUUUAUCCAUUGUGUCUAAGCUCUCAAACUUUUGUCGUUAACUCAUUCCUGAUGGCAUUGCUACUUCUGUACUUAAUUUAUAUACAUGAGAAAAGGAAGCAAUUCCAUUUUUUAAUUGUUUUACUUUUGUAAAAUAUUUCUUUACUUUUAAGCUUCAAAAUAUUAUUUAAUAUUAAUGAAUUAAGCAUAAAUGCAUCCAGAAAUUAAUAAUGUUUAAUUAAAACAUUUAUAUAAUAGCAAGCAAAUGACCAAAAAAUAGAUUUUUAGCUCCUCAGAUGAACACAUGCUAGAUAUAGACGCACCUUACUAAAGCAUACAUAGAAUGAAUGAGAAAAAUUUGGUUUCUAAAUUGAAAUCAUGCAGAAUCACAGCAUCACUUGAAGUCUAGUGAGAUAUGAGAUUUCGUUGCUAUUUUAAAUUAAAAAUGAGAGAGGUGUAUCAUUAUGCGCUGGGAGGCAUUUUGGCAAAUUCUUCUGAUCCCCAAAAUGAUGCAUUUGGCCAAAACCGUCAGGAAUGAGUUAAUUAAAUACACAACAGUUUUGUAAGCCAUUUGAUUUAGUUAUUUAUAUAUAUUUUUAGUAUAAAGAUAUAAAACUAAUUUAUCUAUAAUGAAUAAUUAGCUGAAUUAGGUUAAGCAUUAUAAAAGUAUUCUAUUAAAUGAAAAAAAUGUAAAUGUAACAAUAAAUAUUGUUAAUAUAAAAUAAAUUGUUAUUUGACCUCAUGCAAACAAUGGGCUUUUCAUAUGUUAAAAAGAAUCUAGAAUGUUUAAGGAUUAAGCAUAUCAUCAUAAUCCAUGGAUAAAUUAAAAUCUUUCUUUCUAAAAAAUAUGUUUUUCAUAAACUAAAUAACUUAAUUUUAAGCUCACAAUGCUUGCUUUAUUAUUUUUUAAAGGCAUAACUAUGCAGACUAUACUCAAGGAACAAUGUACACCAACGUGUCGGGGACAUAUUACCAGACUCCCCAAGGAACACAGGUAUUUAUUUGACACUGGCUUUAAAAUUUAUGUAUAAUGUAAUCACAAAACAUUUAUUUUAUUUAUUUAAUGCCUUAGGUACCAUAGUCCUCUAAAGAAUAAUUUAUAACAAAAAUAGAUUUCAUGACAUUGAAGUAUAUUUACUUUAUUCACCGCGAUUCACAAAAUCAUUUUGCCUCUCAAUUAAUCUUUUAUUUGGGUUGUAGAGAAAAAUGUAUAUUUUAUUGUAGCAUUGUAAUUUUGCAUUUAUUAUAUUGUUAAAUGUGGGAUUUAAUUAUGACAAAAUAAGUGUGGAAUAAAAGUUUUUCUUGUGUGUAAAAUUAUGAUUGAUGUAAUUUUAAUAAUGCAUUCAUCAUAAUCUAUAAUCCAUUUAAACAAAAGUCAUUUCCAUGCAUAUCCAUGAUCUGUUCCAUCCAUGUAUGUAUGUAAUGAAAACACUCACUGAUUAUUUUCCCUUCCUGUCAAGAAUCCAUUCUUUCAACAGGUGGCUCAAAGUCUAAUGCCUGUUGGAACAUCAGUACAAGCACUGCAAGGUCAGAUCAUACAACAACCUGGAGGAGGUACUUUCCUCAUUCAAAGUGGCACUGUAGAUGGUGAUGGAGCUCCCUUGACUCACACAACUAGGGCUUCACCAGUGACAGUAAGUAUUUUUUAGAAUUUUUGCUAUUUCUAUGAUGGCAGCAAACCACUAGAACUUUGCCCAUUGAAGUGUGUUCUUGACAUUGUUUAUAAAGUGUUAAUUUUUAAGAAUUAUUUGUUAAAUUGUUCAAUUUUUUUAUUAAUAUUUACAUAUAGUUUAAAAUUAUUUUUCUUAUCAAAAAUAUAUUUUCUUUAGAUUAGGGCUUGUAAAAGUUUGUUAUCUUUGAAUUUUUUCAAUUCAUGCCAGUUAACAAGGUGAAAAUCUUGUAUGUCAACUAAUUUGAUAAAUCAACAUUAUAACUAAUCUUUCUUAGAACACAUUUUAUUAUAUAUUCAUAUAUAAUUGGCACAGCUUGUUCCACUCUUUAUCUUUUUUUUAGUUUCAAAUAGAUUUUUUUUUUGAUUUCAUAAAAUAUCUAUAACAUUAAAAAUAUUGGCAAAAAACUAAGUAAUUAACAGUUUCCAUCAUUUUGCUUUCUUUGUAAUUGAUUAUUUAACUACUAAUUUUGUUUAAUAUAGAUGUGAUAGAGUAUUAUUAGAUUAGUUUUUGUUUAUAGAUUUAAAUGCUGAUAUACAUUGCUAAAUGAAGUUACAACUGAUAUUUCCACACACAAAAAAUGGGGGGAAAAAGGAUAAUUUGUAAACAUACUUUAUUAAAAUAUGAAAAAUGAAUUAAAUAGUGUUGCUGAAGUUUUUUUUAAUACAAAAACAUUAAGCUAACAUGAUGUGGUCCCAAAGCUAUCUUGCUGAAUGAAAUGAAGAGUACUAAACACUUCUUGUUAUUUAUAGAACAGCACUAAACACCUUUCCAUUUAGGAAGUUGUAGAAUGGUCAUUUUAAUGAAGGAUAAAUUAUUGAUUAGUUUAAACUUAAAAAUAAGACAAUGUUUAUGGUAAUUUUAUUUCCUUACAUCAGUUAAGUUGAUAAAAUUUCUGUUAAGAACCCUGAUAAAUAGCUAAACUUUUAAUUUUUUCAGCAAGGUAGUUUUAAACUUAGGUUCUGAAGAAAAGUAUACACUGCUUAGAAAUAACCCACAGCUAUUAUUUCCCUAUUUUCGGUUUUCUCUUCCUUUUUAAAGAACCACACCCCUCUGGCAGAGCUGAGCAAUUUGCAUACUAAAGAGGUAAGGCUCCUUCACGCCCGCCAAAGUGUGGUUGGUUAGUUGGCUAUCCAUUUGCUCUGGUCCUGAUCCAUUGGAGGUUCAGCUCCUUCAUACUGAUAUUGUGAAUGCUGUUGUGUUUAAAAUAAUUUGCCGUUUUGCUUACCUCCAUUGGAUUGGCUGAGCUGUUAAAUUUAGGAGACCAACUUAUUUCAACUAUGUUUUUUUAUGCCAAUAAGAAAUAUUAAUAGAAACUGGAAGCAGUUUGGUCAGGAAUUAAGUUAAGAAAAUUCUGAUUAGAAAUGUUUAACUUUGCUUUUGUAAAGAUAUUUGUUACACAUUAUGUUAAAACAUGUAAUGAUUAGAAUUUGCACUAAAGAUCCAAAAUUUCAGUAUUUUUUUUAAUAACAUUGGGAACAACAGAAAAACCAUUAACAUAAUAAUUUUGUGUGUGGUUCAAAAGUGUUUGAAAUUCAAAGUACCAUAUCACAAGUUAUAUGAUUGUUAUAUAUGCGUAAACUUACUUCUAUACUUUCAAAAUGUUUUUGUUUCAUCCCAAUUUUGAAUAUUUUAGUAUACUGUAUCCUUUUUUCUGUAUUGCUUCAUCUCCAUUCUGCAUGUUACACUAUUUUUUUAAUUCAGAAAUUCAAGAUUUGUUUGGUUAUAAGUUUCUGAAGUUUAAUGUUGUUUUUUUUUCUUUUACCAAUUUGGAAAGGAAAUAUACAUAUUAAUAUUUGGGGGAUAGAAUAUUUCCCUGCAGCUUAAAUGGUUAGAACAAAUUUUUACCUUUAGAAAAACAUUUUUGAAAAGCAGUCAGCAACCACGCUUUGAAAGGUGUGAACGGGCCUUAAUGUUUCCUGACAACUUUUUUUUUUUUUUAAAUUUAAAUUCUAUUAUAGCUUUGAAUUUCAAUCACCAAGUAACUUUCUUUGACUUAUUUUUUGUAACUUAGAAACCCAACAAACCAACUUCACUUUUUGGUGUGAACAUUUGAGUAACAUUCAUCACUUAAAUAACUUGUGCUAGAUUGUCUUUAUAAGGUUAAUAUUAUUUAUAAUACCGGUAAAUGAAUUUUAAAUUUACAUACUUAUGGGUAUAUUAAUUUUUUUUUUUUUAGUUGCUCUUAUUAAUAUUUGUUUUCUGUGUGGGUGUUUUAAUAUUUUUUUCUCAUUUCUGUUUAACUAAAUUGAUAUAAUUUAUUUAAAAUUUUAUUUAAAAACAAGAAGUUUGGAUUGUCAUAUAUCACUGCACCACAAACACUGCUUUAAAAUAAUAAAAUAAAGAACAACUGGUCUGACUUUUAAAAAGAAAUAACCAUAAAAAUGUGUCAUAUUUUCUUUACAAUGCUAGUUCUCAUCUUUGAUCAUUUUAAAUAAUUAAUACAUUAAAUGAUUUUCUUUAGGUUCAGUGGUUAAUUGACAACUACGAGACAGCAGAAGGAGUCAGUUUACCUCGCAGCACACUCUACUACCAUUACUUAAGGCAUUGCCAAGAGCAAGGAUUAGAUCCAAUGAACCCAGCAUCGUUUGGCAAACUUAUCAGAUCUGUGUUUCUAGGACUUAGAACAAGGCGACUUGGAACAAGGUCAGGAAUUCACUGUUAAUUAAUUUAAGACAUUUUUUAUACAUUAGGAAAAAAUAAAGUUAAAGGUCAUAGCUGUAACAUAUAAAUAAAACAAAAUUAAUUUAAAAAAAAUUUCUUUCCCUCAGGGGCAACUCUAAAUACCAUUACUAUGGCAUUCGUAUCAGGGCCAACUCCUCCCUAAAUCAGUUUACAGAUGAUCAGACAAUGGCUCUGAGACAGCAGCCAAUGUACACAAGCAAAAAGUGAGUGGCAUUUUUGCAUCAAAUUGACAGCAGGUUCUCUCAUUUGUUUUUUGCUUUAAAAAAAUUGAAUUGACCUAUUUUAAAGAAACAAAUAUCUUAAAAUAUUCAUUAUCUUGAUAAUCAUUUUUCCUCAUUCUAUUUGUAAUCUUGCAAAGGAAAAAGCAACUAAUUUCUCUGAAAUUUUUUGUUAGAAAAGAAUCAAGUUCUUUAAUAUUGCUUUUGAUUUUAACUUAUUUGAAAAUCAAUGAAAUGAAAUUCAACACUUUUCAUUGAGUUUAUAUGUUUUCAUUUGAUAUGAGAAUCUGCUGUAUUUCAUCUAGCUUUAUUAAGGAAUCAAAUAUCAAAUUUUCAAAGACAAUAAAAUAAUAACACUUCCAAAAUUUCUAACAUUGUAUCUUGUGAAUAAUUAACCAGCAUUCAAAGGGAUCUUUUUAUAUAUUUUGAAUUUACCUGUUAUCAAUAUUAGCUUUGUAUGGUCUGAUUGCUUUUCCAAGAUUUAAUUUUUUUUUUAAAUCUGAGAGAUUUCAUGGAUAGAGUUGGAACUGAUUUUUUAUUGUACUUUUAUAGAAUGAAACAUUUUGGUACAAAUAAUUAGAGUAACAGCCUAUGUUCUAUAUUUAAAAAUAAAAUUAAGUAACAACUGAACUGCUCAAAUAAUAAAAUAAUUUUAUGCAUAAUCUUAAAAUGUUUCUAAGAGCUAUGUUAUCUGAUUUUGUAAAGCUAUUGUGAUUUACUCAUACAAGAUUAAAGAAAAAAGGUUUGUUUGUAUUCUUUUAUAAUAAUGUAUAUAAUUGAUUGCUUCAAGAUAAUUAUUGCUUGGUUGUUUGUUCUCAUGAUCAAUACAUUUGUUGUUUGUGUGUGUGCAUUUCUUCAGAUUAACUAGUCAGAAGCAAGAAGGCUCAGAUGGUGACAGUGGACAGGCUGGUACACAGGGUGGUGGUCAAUCAGAUGCCUCACAUUCUCAACAGCAGCAACACACACAGUUUCUUGGAGAUGCCUCACAUGCUCUUCCAUCAUUUGGAAAUGUUGAUGUCAGUUUAGUCCCAUUUCCAGAUGGUAUUGGUGUGGAAGAUAUUCGAGCUUUUGAAAAAAUGUACAGGGAGCAUGCUGAGGUAUUAUUUUACCAUUUUUAUAUUUAUUUUAGUAAGAUACAACACCCAACAUUCCCCAUGCACUCUGUUUACAGAUGUCAUAGCUCAGAUAUAGUUAUUUUGAUGUUCCUGCUUUUUUUUUUUAAAAAUUUACAUUGUAAAAAAAAAAAAAAAAAAAGUAAUGUUAAUUAUAAAACUUUACAAAAACAUUGUAACUUACAAUGAUCAGGCUUUAAAGAUCUGUAACAAUGGUUUUAAUUGGAUUAUAGUUUUUACAGAAGCCAGAAGUGGUGUUCCUUGCUGUUGCCUGAAACACCAGUUUGUCCAUGAGGACUGAAAGAAUGAAUGAUCUUUAUUAUUUUAAAAGUUAUGAACCACUGAAAAUUUAAGGGCAUAAAAAUCACAUUUGAUUUGUUAUGCCUAAUCUUAAACUGUUGACUUCUACCUGUUAAUAAACACAUUUUUACUAUGAGUUCUCUACUUAAUUGCUUCUGCUCUUGAAUGAGUUUUAAUAAAAAGUACCUGAUGAAGAAUGAAAGAUUAUCUCAUUCCUCAGUUUCUUUGGUGAAAUUGUCUAAUUUAGAAUGGUAAAGAGAAAAUUACAAAAACAAUAAUAUUGCAAAAUGCAGCCAUUUAGUCCGUCAUUUAGCAUCUGCCAGUAUUUCUUUGUGAUUGCACUUUUGGUGGAGCCUACUCAAAGCGCCACUCGCUAAAAAUGUAGAACAGCCUCUGUAAACAUUUUAAUUUAAAUGAGUGGUGAAAAAGAAAGGAUGGUUGCCACAAUUUGUUUAGGAUCCCUCCAUUUUAAAAAGGUUGAGAACAUUUGAUCUGAAAGCACUGUUUCAAUUUUAUCAAUAUUUUAUAUUACAAGCUUUUAAAACUAUACAAAAUAAUAUUAUGAUUUCAGGCUGUUGUUGAUGUUGUUGUCAAUUUGCAUUUCAACCUUAUCGAGAAUCUCUGGCAAACAUUCUGGAGAAAUCCUGCACCAGAAUCACCGUGAGUAUUAUUAAAUAAUUGUUUAAAACUGAUAUUUCAUAAAAUAAAAACGUAUGAGGAAGGGUGUUGCUGAUAACAUAUUGUAAAUGUCUUUCAUCCUAGCUUAGAUAUUAUGUGUUGUACAGACCUACCAACCAUUCCGAUUUUAUCGGAAUUAUAUGGAUUUUUUUACCCCUCAUUCUGACCUGAUAAACCCUUUAAAAUCCUGAUUUUCCCCAAUAUUAUAAUUUUUCACCCAUCAUCCAAAAGCGUCAAAAAAAAAAAAUUAAAAAAUCAGGAACGACAGGAAGGGGUGCAUUUCGCCAAUAGUCGAUCAAAGUUUACAGUACUUCAUUUCAACAAAUUCAAGAUAGUCUGGACAUUUACAUUAAAAGAAAGAAAUAUGUUCAAUUCUACAAAAGAAAUACUAGAACCAUUGCUGGUAUAUAUAAUGAAAAAUGGUUAAAAAGUGACAAUGUUAAAUAAAGCGUGACAUGCCUGCCGGAUGAAUAUCUCCCACACUAUUUGUCUGGUCAUGUAGGCGCUGCCUUGUUUUUAUCAAAGCGAUUCAGUUGUUUUGUGACUUUUUUUUGUUUGUUAAAUCUUAUCUUAAUUAAAUGGAUAAAUCUAUUAAAAGUGGUGGGUAGGUACAAUGAUAUAUAUAAACAUAUUUUGACACAAAAAAAAACCACAUAAAACUGCAGUGAAACGACAACUUCCAUGUCUAAUUUCUUUGCUAAGGAAUCGGACGAUUCAGUCAUCAGAUCAGUAGUUUGAUUUACCACCUUUCUUAUUGAAGGAAUAUUUCUCUAGCCAACUCCGAUUGCUUUAAUGCCAGAGUCAAAGAAAUGUUUCUGGACUCAAAGAUUGUGAAGAAUUAUUAAAAUCAAAUAAGGGCAAGCAUGAAGUUGAUACUCUUUCUAACUUGCUUGUAGCUAAAAUCAAUUACAAUGCUAAUCUUCAGUUGUCCAAAGAGCUGUUGGACAAGUGCAAAAAGACCACUAGGGAUAUGCUGAAAAACUGUGUACAUAUUUAAAUAUAAGCGGAUAUUCUGUUUUGUAUUUAUCUGUAUAUAAACAUUUCCAUUAAUGGUUUUCUCAUGUUCUGUUGUGAUCUGUGGACUUUUCUAAGACAAAGGUGGUAACUUUAUAUUUCUUUAUUUACUAAAAAAGGCUUGUGCAUCAGUUUGUAGAUCUCAAACCAACGCCCCUCUCCACACCUGGGACCACACCCUCACCGCGCAUGCAUUACCACCCCCCCCCCGAUUAUUUUCUUGGCAGGUCUGAUUGUAUUGACAACUGAUUAUAAAAUUUGCUAUCUUAAUUCUUUAGCAGUCUAGAUCCAUUUGAAAAGAUGGAGAAGAGAAUUCCUAAAGAAAAACUGUACACAUUGUGUCGCUAUGAGCCCCUGAUGACAUGGGUUAGAAGAUCUGAUUAUGCAUUCUAUCAGGCAUUGGUUGAGGUCUUAAUUCCAGAUGUUUUACGGCCAAUACCAAGUAUGUACAUUUCAAUAAAUAAUGUUAUUAGAAUGAAUUUAUGCAAUUGUUAUCAUGAAGUUGUUCAAUAAAACUUAACUAAAUAGAAUUUUAAAAAUCAAAUGUUUUAACUAGUGAUUAGCCUGCGGUACAUCAAGUGGCUUUUGAAGUAUUUCACCAUUGUAAUAUAAAAUGCAUCAUUGAUAUAUAUACUUUGUUAGCAUUGUAUAUCUCUGGCACAUUUAGUUUAAAAACUGCAUUUUCACUUUAGGUUCACUCACUCAAGCAAUCCGUAACUUUGCAAAAAGUUUAGAAGGAUGGCUAAAAAAUGCUAUGCAAAAUGUACCUGAGGAGAUGAUAAAGACAAAGGUAAGAGUACUUACUUAAAUUUUCUUCCCAAUUUUUGUUUAAGGUUUAGAAAAGGAUUCAAUUUUCUUCUUUGCCUGGAUGAAGUUAUAUUUUGUAUGAAACAAGUGAUAAAAGAAAUUCCCAAUAUUAUAACAAUAUUUUAAGCUACUGAUAGUAGCUAAAAAAAAUUGCCCCAAAUAAAAAACAUUAUUAAAAAUUUAUUUUAGAAAUAUUUUUCUCUACUUGGUAUUCAUUUUUAACUUAAGAUUGAAAUGAAGAAUUAGAUAAUUUUGUCUAUGCUACUUAAAACCUUAAUUUUUUUUCUAGCUUGGGGCUGUAUGUGCCUUUGCUCAAACACUACGUCGCUACACCUCACUCAAUCAUCUUGCCCAGGCAGCCCGUGCUGUGUUACAAAACACUUCACAGAUCAACCAAAUGUUAACUGAUCUCAACCGUGUUGAUUUCACAAAUGUACAGGUUACGAGAAUUACUUUUAUCGAUAAGUUAGAUAACGAAAUCAUUAAAUAUGUUUUUAGAUUGAUGCAGCAUGAAAUAUUUCAGUGUAAAAUUGAAAUCAGAAUUGGCUUAUUAAUAGUUGCAGAAAGAAAAGGUGUAAUUGGUUAAAAUCUUGUCGCAGUUACUAUUUUACAAACUACUAGGUUUAUUAAACAUUGUAUUCACACUUAAUGUGUGGAUCAAGAUUCCAGACGUGACAUUUUUGUAUUAAACUAAUUUAUUCAGGAACAAGCAUCAUGGGUGUGUCAGUGUGAAGAUUUAUUGGUGCAGCAGCUUGAGCAGGAUUUCAAGACAACUCUUAAACAGGGUAACUCACUGGAGCAGUGGGCUCAGUGGCUGGAAGGAGUAGUCAAUCAAGUGCUCAAACCACAUGAGGGAAAUGACAAUUUUCCUAAGGCAGCUCGGCAGUUUUUGCUGAAGUGGUCUUUUUAUAGGUGACACAUCUUUUUUUGUUUACACUUUUUGUAGAAACAUUACUAUUAAAAAAAAGAUUUAGACGUAAGGAUGAAAGGAUACAUUUUCAUAAAAGCCAUUUAGCAUAUUUUGACUUAUUUUUUUGCCCUAAUAAACAAACAAGCACCUAUGUCCAUGGCGGUAAAUGCAGACCUAUAUUUUCUGAUUUUCAAAAAAUGAAAUGAUAUUAUCUUUUAUGUUUCUUGGCAACAGCUCAAUGGUAAUCAGAGACCUUACCUUGCGCAGCGCAGCGAGUUUCGGCUCUUUUCACCUCAUUCGCCUGCUAUAUGAUGAAUUUAUGUUCUACUUGGUUGAGCACAAAGUAGCGAGUGCCACUGGUCAAACGCCAAUAGCUGUCAUGGGAGAGGUCCGACAGGUAAGGAUGUUUAAAAGAAUUAUUAAAGUUCACUUUUUUGCUUGUGUUUCAACAUUAAAAAAACUGUUAUAAGAAAUAUGGCUUUACCUUAAAAAAUAAUUUAUUGUCCAAAACAGUUCCAUGAUUUGAGCAGUGCAGUCAAUCUUGGAACCAUGGAUAUGGAUGAUGAUGAUGAAUCCUCCAACUCUUCCCAGCCCUCAAUGCUGUCAUCUCAACCUCAAGUUGUUCAACGAGUCACCAUGGUCACAGCUCAGAGUGCAACUCCCACACCGACUACUCUUAUGCUUGUAACCUCUAAUGCACCCGGUUCAGUUGGUCAGACUGCUGUUACUGUUCGUCCAGCUUCAGGAAACAUUGGCCAGGUUGGAACUCCCACCAUCACGGUAAGACCUACAGCUAACGGUCUCACUGCCGCUGGAGGAUUGGUGGUUUUGUCUGGGACUUCAGUGGCAGGUGCCACACCUGUCCAUACAGUGAGUACACCAACUCAAGGGGGAUUACCAACAACCCUUGCUGUACGAACUGCUACAACAGCCAACCCCAACUCCAGCAAAACACAUACAAUCCUAGUCAUGCCAGUAUCAUCAACUGGAGCAGCAGAUGUCACAGCAGCUAAAAGGGUCAAAACAGAGUAGGUUAACACUGAGAUUUACAUCAUUUAUGACACUCUAAUUAAUCAUAGUGCUAAUCUAUUUCAACUGUUUUAAGGUCAUCGUAUGUUCAUUUCUAUUAUAUAGAUUUACAUGGGAAGGUAUUUGAUUUUACUGAGGAAAAAACGUACAGACCUAAUAAUUUAAAAUUGCAUGCGAGUUUAAGAGAUUUUGCAUUUUCAAUGUUUAGUUUCCACUCAUUACCACCCAGUAGCCAGAUUUAUAAUUGAUCCAUAGAUCAAUUUUAAGUAUAAUUUUAAAAUCCAUGUAAAUUACAGAUAUUUUUACCUUCCAUAAACUAAUUAAUUAAGCUUAAAAUGUUUUAUUUGAGUUUACCUUGUGAUUGUUCUUGAGAGAAAUUUCCUACUUUUAAAGUAUCAGCCUAUUUUGUGAGAACUUAGGAGUCUUGAGUGUGCAUCUGUGUAUGUUGAAAAUAUGAUUUUAGUGAUAAUGUAUUAAUGAUAACAUAGGCAUUGAACUAAUGCCACUAUAUUGUUAUAUCAUUGAUUAAUCAGUAAUUAAACAAAGUUGAAUCCGUCCAUCUUUGUUUUAACUUGUUACUUACUGGUUAAUUUUCUAAAAAGGUCCGCUUCACAGGUUAGACCUUUUUGCCUAGUGUUUGCUUGAGUUAUAAUUCAAAGACCAGGCUGCCCUGGGUACCUUCAUGGUAAAUGCCAACUUUUGGGAAAAGGUAUUUUAAGAUUUUAGAUAAAAAUUAGUUAUUUUUUAAAACCGUUUUCUAUGCUUAUUAGUGUGUAAGUCACCAGUUGAUGUUUUAUAAUGCAUGUAAAAAUAGAAAAAAAGCUCUGUGAUGACAUCCCAGUACUGAUGUACAAAUCUGUAAAAUAUCAUGUUUUGAUGUAAAUUACUGUGGAAUGCUGAUAAAGAUUUGUAUUUUUUAUAAUGGCCUUCAAAUAGAUUUUUUAUUCUGCUAGUUUCAACUCUUAUCUUUCUUUAUGUAUAAAAUAUGUUUUGUACUUUGGGGAAAUUAAAAAAAACCAUCAAGCUAUCUUAAUCUUAAAUUGUAAAUAACGCCAUUUAAAAUUCCGACUUUGUAAAAAUUGUUUCCUGUUAAUAACAUUGUACACAAAGAGAAUAUGAAUAUUAUGCAUAGUAGAUUUUUUAGAUCCUAAAAUUAAAUUACCAUUUUUUUCCUUCUAAAUCAUUGAAAUAACUAAGACUAAUUUCGCUAUAGAACUAGUUAAUAUUGAAACAGAAUAUUGUCCAGCUACUCAGCUUAUGAAUGAAGAUGGUCUGAAACUGUUUUUACUUAUAGUAGUUGAAGCUAAAUUAACACACACACACCCCCCUCCCCACCGGAAAAAAAGACAAAUAUUUUCCUAGUUUAUUAAAUUUAAAAAAAGCUUUGUAUGUUUGUGCCCACUUGGUUGACAAGUCCGAUGAUUGUUUCAAAAGUAAUUUAAACUACUUUAACUUUUAAUCACAUCAGCUUUUUUUUUGACCAUUUUGCACAUGGAUGAUAAUCUUAGAAGGACACAAGAAUAGAGAAAACAAGAAUACAUCAAGAGCAUAUUGGUUAUUUCAUAUCACAACUUGUAUAGUAUCAUAAAUGAAUUAUUGUAAUGAACAAUCUCAACAUACAACAUUACUUUCUUCUAUAAAUCAUUAUAUUUUUCCAUAAGCUUUGUCAAAAGCUCAAUCUAGUCAGAUGAUAAAUCAUUUUCAAUCUUCAAGAAAUAAAAUUAUAUUUUAAAAAUCCCCCUAGAUCCCAGAUGAGGAAAUAAAUUUAGCAAAAGUACAGCACUACUUAUUUGUUAUACCAGCCAUGGCCUUUGUUUGCAACAUGUACCAGAUAGGUGCAUUUAUUUGUCAAAAGUGUCUCCAAUGAAUCACUCUUAGUCCUCCAUGGUAGGCCCUUUGUUUCAUUCCUUCUUCCUUCACUCAUUCCAUCAAUGUAUAUAAAUCCACAUUUUGUUGUAAAUAUUAUAUAUAGCUGACUUCAUCAUCACACUAAAGUCCCAUAAGAAAUGAAGAUAAAAAAAUUAUUUGAUUUUGUGUCUUUAUUUAUAAAACUGAAUGGGAAAAAAGAGUGUUGUAUAUGUAAAGUCUUGUGUGUGAUAUUUGACCUGCAGCAACAGGGUCCACCAGAUGUUUCUGCUGUCUAUUUACCUUGUCUGUUAAUUUAACUUACCUUACAAUACAGUCAUAAAGUAUAAAGAUCUAGUUAAUAUAGUAACACUUAUUAGUUGUUAUGGAAGAGUUUGUCAUGUCAGCUGUAUUUACACAAGCUAUGGGAAUAACUCCAUGGCUCAGAUCACAAGUUUUAACUUAAACAAGCUCAGCCACACUACACAUUGUGUUGACAUUGCUCUCUUUUUUCUCUCUUAUACAAGUUAUUAUAAUUAUAUUUGAUUGUACAGAGAUGACAAUUGGGCACACAAUUUUGGCAACUAUUAGUCAACUUUAUUUUCUCUAUUUGCUUUCAAAAGAACUGCUUGUAUACUGUUAAUUUCUAUUUAAAUAGAAUUGUGGUAAAAAUAUCUCUCUAAUUUAUUUAAUUGCAUUUUGUAAUUAAUGAACAGAGACAAUUGAAUUUGCUGACCAAUGUAAAUACAAAAGAUAUAUGUUGUGCAUUCUUUGGUUUGUUUUAUAUCAUUUUAUUUUUUUUUUAAAGCAUUUAUUCCAUAUUGCCCUGAGUUAUGCAAACAGGUUAGGCAAUCAUAAAUACAUUACAGUCCUGAAUCUUAACUAAAAAAACAAGGUCAAUUAUUUGACUGGGUAAUAUGUCAAAGAUUGUAAUUACGUUCUUUAAGAUUUGACAUCAUAAAUAACUGUGUUGAUUGGAAAGUGUGAGAAGAAUAUGUCAGGGAUUAGUUGGUGCAGCAACUCCAUGGAAAGAUAACAUGGAAAGAUAAUAGCUAUUAAUAAAAUUAUUUUAAAAAUUUCGCUACAAUAAAAUAUAAACCUGUGCUUAAUAAUCAGGACGUUAUUGUCAUAAAAUGUCUUGGAAGUCUUAGGGGAAAAAAAAUAAUUAUUAAUAUUUAAAAAGUAUCAAUUGUAUUUUUGAAUGCUUGACUCCAAAUGUUAAUAUUAUAGAGCUAUAUUUUACCAUUAUCUUAUCUCAGGGAUUCUUUCAAUCUGUUUUGUUAGUAAAUUUAGAAAUCAUUUGUUCUCUUGUUCUCAAUCAAGAUAUUUUGAAGUUGUAACAAUCAGUUGCAAUUUUAACAAAUGACUUUACAGAUCAAGAAAGAAAACGUUUGGGUCAGCUCAGAAAUUUGUACCCGAAAUUUGCACAUUACUUGUGACAACAAUGAAAAAAUAAUCCAAGUGCGAAUUUUUGUUUCGUUUAAAAUAAAAUUUGCUUUUCCAACAGUGUUUUUCAGAAUAAAGUAUAAAGAAAUAACUAAUUUAAAUAUUUUCUUUAUAAACAGCCAAUUUUAAUAUAAUUUGGCAUUUUAAACAAUCUUCCUCAUUUCUGUAAUUGGAUUUUGUGAAAUUUUUAUAACUCUCUUUAAAUUUACUUAAUAUGCAAAUUGCUUACACUGUUUAUGGUUUGUUCUAGGAGUGUUGAUCACACCACAUUAGCAAGAUUGUUUAGGUAUGAGAUCUUUCUGUUAUUUCUGUUAUGUACAUUUAUGGAUAGAAUAAUGUUUGAAAGGUAUAUUGAAUAGGUUGAUGAAUCCUGUUUUUACAAGUGUUUCCUCAGUGGAAUGUAAGUGUAAGAAGAUGCCAUGAUGAUCUAGUUUAUUGACCCUCUCUUGGUUAUGCCAUUCAUUAUUUGUGUCAGUCUUGUUCAAUUUGUUUCAUUUUGACAAUUUGUCUUUUAUAUGAAGUUAUUCAAAAAACCUUCAUCUGCUGAAU
Lymnaea stagnalis (great pond snail) is the source of this 17060-nucleotide messenger RNA. NCBI's taxonomy places the organism in Eukaryota, Metazoa, Mollusca, Gastropoda, Lymnaeidae. The record is from the annotation of a GenBank genome assembly.